AUGUCUUUAUCCUCAGCAGCUAGAGCUACCCCAGCCUUGAGGGCACAAGCUUACAAAGCUCUCACUUCUACGAGAGCAUUCAGUGCCACUUCCAUAAGUUCCGAAAAGACUUUGAAGGACACAUUUGCUGACAUCUUCCCAAAACAAGCAGAAGAGAUCAAGCAAUUCAAGAAAGAACAUGGUAAGACCGUCAUUGACCAACUACUACUGGAACAAGCUUACGGUGGUAUGCGUGGUAUCAAAGGUAUCGUUUGGGAAGGUUCCGUGCUAGACCCUGAGGAAGGUAUUAGAUUCAGAGGUAGAACCAUUCCGGAAAUCAAGAAGGAAUUGCCUACCAUUGGUGGCAGCUCCGAACCAGUCCCAGAAGCUCUUUUCUGGUUGCUAUUGACCGGUGAAGUCCCAACCGAAUCUCAAGUUAAGGCUUUCUCCGCUGACUUGGCCUCCAGAUCUGAAGUUCCAGAACAUGUCUUGAAGUUGCUGGACAGCUUACCAAAGGAUUUGCACCCAAUGGCUCAAUUGUCCAUUGCCGUUAACGCUUUAGAAACAGAGUCCAAGUUCGCUAAGGCUUACGCAAGAGGUGUUAACAAGAAGGAAUACUGGAGCUACACUUUCGAAGACUCCCUAGACCUGCUGGGUAAGUUGCCUGUUAUUGCAUCCAAGAUCUACCGUAACAUCUUUAAGGAUGGUAAGAUCUGCCAAGUCGACCCUAACGCCGACUACGGUAAGAACUUGGCCCACCUAUUGGGUUACACUAACAAAGAUUUCGUCGACUUGAUGAGAUUGUACUUGACUAUCCACUCCGAUCAUGAAGGUGGUAACGUUUCUGCUCACACCACACACUUGGUCGGUUCCGCUCUAUCUUCUCCUUACCUAUCCUUUGCUGCUGGUAUGAACGGUUUGGCUGGUCCAUUGCACGGUCGUGCCAACCAAGAAGUUUUGGAAUGGUUGUUCACUUUCAGAGAAGAGGUCAAGGGUGAUUACUCAAAGGAAACUGUUGAGAAGUACCUAUGGGACACGCUGAACGGUGGUAGAGUUAUCCCAGGUUACGGUCACGCCGUCCUAAGAAAGACAGAUCCACGUUACACUGCUCAACGUGAAUUUGCUCUAAAGCACUUCCCAGACUACGAGUUGUUCAAGUUGGUUUCUACCAUCUACGACGUUGCUCCAAAGGUCUUAACCAAGCACGGUAAGACCAAGAACCCAUGGCCAAAUGUUGACUCCCACUCCGGUGUUCUAUUACAAUACUACGGCCUAACUGAAGCUUCCUUCUACACUGUAUUGUUUGGUGUUUCCAGAGCAUUCGGUGUUCUUCCACAAUUGAUCAUCGACAGAGCUGUUGGUGCUCCAAUUGAAAGACCAAAGUCUUUCUCCACCGAGAAGUUCAAGGAAUUGGUAAAAUCUAUUGAAAGCAAGAAAUAA
This is a messenger RNA of Nakaseomyces glabratus, 1419 nucleotides long. RefSeq names its product citrate (Si)-synthase CIT1 (gene CIT1). Gene Ontology annotation, biological process: tricarboxylic acid cycle; citrate metabolic process; carbohydrate metabolic process. The record is from RefSeq and is a predicted model, not a curated record. Gene Ontology annotation, cellular component: mitochondrial matrix. Lineage: Eukaryota; Fungi; Ascomycota; Saccharomycetes; Saccharomycetales; Saccharomycetaceae.